Carassius auratus (goldfish) is the source of this 2098-nucleotide messenger RNA. RefSeq lists its product as uncharacterized. The coding region runs from base 371 to 1993 and encodes 540 amino acids. Gene Ontology annotation, molecular function: nucleic acid binding; RNA-DNA hybrid ribonuclease activity. NCBI's taxonomy places the organism in Eukaryota, Metazoa, Chordata, Actinopteri, Cypriniformes, Cyprinidae. The record is from RefSeq and is a predicted model, not a curated record. The transcript is spliced from 2 exons.
AUUGUGUCUGAUAGCAGGAAGGCAGAGAUACUAGCACAAACAUUUGUGGAAGUGCAUAGUAAUAAAAAUAUAUCAAAUGACAUGAUGAAGAUAAGGGAACAGAGUGUGAGGAAGAAUCCUCAUAUAUUGGAAGUUAAGGAGUCAACUGGAGAUUCAUUGGACUAUGAUUUAACUUUGUAUGAGUUAAAGAGAGCAAUUGCUGGGACAAAACAAACGUCUCCAGAUAGAACCUGGGAUAGGGAAAUCCUUAUAUGCUGAUGAUGCUGCAAUAUGGAAAAGAGGUAGGAAUGUUAAGUUUGUACAGGAAAAGGUUCAAAAUGCUGUCAACUUGAUAGAAAACUGGGCUAAUAAAUGGGGCUUUAGGAUAUCUAUGGCAAAAACACAAGUAAUUUGUUUUUCAAAAAAGAAGAAGAAUCCUAUUAUAAAUAUUAAAAUGUAUAGAGAAACAUUGGAGCAGACACUAGUUGUAAGGUUUUUAGGAGUAUGGAUGGACUCAAAAUUAAAUUUCAGAGUACAUAUACAGAAAAUAAUAGAUAAAUGUAAAAAAGUGAUAAAUAUAAUGAGAUGUCUAGCUGGAGCUGAAUGGGGAGCAUAUCGGAAAUCGCUCAAAAAUAUUUAUGUGGCACUAAUUGGAGCAACUAUAGAUUAUGGUAGCAUGGUGUAUAGUUCUGCCUCAAAAACCCAACUUGAUAAGAUUGAGAAAAUUCAAAAUCAAGCGUUAAGGAUAUGUUGUGGAGCAAUGAGAUCAUCACCAGUUUCAUCACUUAAUGUUGAGACGGGAGUAAUGCCACUAGGAAUGAGAAGGAUUAAGUUAAGAAUGAGAUACUGGGCAAACAUAAAAGGUCAAUCGGAAAAUCAUCCAGUUAAGAAUGUUUUAAGUGACUGUUGGGAAUAUAACUAUAAAAAAUUAACAAGUUUUGGGUGGUUUAUUAAUGAGGAGGCAAGAGAAAUGAUUAAGGAUGUUAAUAUUGCCAGCUGUGUGGUUCUGCCAGCAAUUCCUCCUUGGUUUUUUCCAAUGCCAUUUAUUGAUAUCCAGUUACAUAAAGACAAACAUAAUAAGGAGAAUGUCCUGGAUAGCGUAAAAAUACAAGAUUAUAUAGAUCAUAUGUAUUUUGGUGCCAUCCAGAUAUAUACGGAUGGCUCAAAAGAUCCGGAUUCUGGUAUAACAUCUGCAGCAGUAUUUAUACCUCAAUUUAAAGUUAACAUUUUGAAAAGAACAUCAGAUCACAUUUCAGUAUUUACAUCAGAAUUAAUAGCAAUUAUAUUAGCAUUACAGUGGGUCGAAGAAGUUCAACCAAUCAGUUCAGUUAUAUGCACAGAUUCUCUAUCUGCAAUUGAAAGUCUAGCAAGUGGUAUAUCUACAGCUAGACAGGACUUAAUUUAUGAAAUAUUGCAAAGUCUUUUUAGAACCAGACAAUUGGGAAUCAUUAUUAAUUUUCUUUGGAUACCGGCUCAUAUGGGGGUGGCAGGUAAUGAGGAGGUGGAUAGAUUAGUCAAACAGGCCAUUAAAUUUCAAGAAGUUGAUAUCAAGAUUGCGUUGAGUAAGACUGAGAUUAAAAGUAUAAUAGCUAAGGAAGUUAGAAAGAAAUGGCAGAAUGAGUGGGACAGUGGAAAUAAGGGUCGACAUUUAUACAACAUACAAGGAACAGUUGGUUUUGAAAGAAGAAACAUUGGAAAUAGGAGGAUGGAUGUUAUAAUUUCAAAAAUGCGCAUAGGCCAUUGUCUACUAAAUCAAAGUUUGGUCAGGAUUGGGAAACACCAGACUGGGUAUUGUGAAAAAUGUAGUUCGGAAAAUAUGGAGACAGUAGAACAUGUAUUAUUAAAAUGUGAGGCUUAUGCAAGAGAAAGAUUUAAAUUAUUUCAAGCAUUAAGAGAAAUGGAAAUGGAAGAUUUUUCUAUCAAAGCAUUAUUAGGUAAUGGCCCAAAGCAACUCAAAAUAUAUGAAGUAGUAUUUAAUUUCUUAAAAGACACUCAUUUAAGUAACAGGAUUUAGGUCACUACUACCAUAACGUUAUCCACACUCCAAUCCAGUAGGUGGCGGGAAUGCACCAUUUAAGUUUGGUUUGCCAACCGCCAUUAAACUUGAAAAGAAGAAGAA